Molecule: messenger RNA, 1845 nt
Organism: Pseudopodoces humilis (Tibetan ground-tit)
Lineage: Eukaryota; Metazoa; Chordata; Aves; Passeriformes; Paridae
Source: RefSeq, a predicted model, not a curated record
GUCACCGGGGGGCACCGGGAUCACGGGGUGACUCGGAGGGACCGGGAGACACCGGGGAACCCGGACGAGCUGGGAGCCACUGGGAGGUGCUCCCAGAACCAUGAGGACCCUCGUGCUGCUGUGGGUGGCCCUGGCCAGCGUGAGGGGCCAGCUGCCCUGUCCCCAUGGGGGACCCUGCCCCGUGACCUCGGCCCUGCCUGUCCACAGUGCAAUGGGGUGUCAGGACAGCUCAUCCUGCCCCGCCAGCUGCCAGCUGCCAGAGAGUGUCCCCUGCGCCGGGGGCCACCGCUGCUGUCCCCGAGGGUCCCACUGCAGUGCUGAUGGGGAGUCCUGUGUCACAGACCUGGCCCCCCGUGCUGUCCCCUGUCCUGAUGGCCAGUCCGAGUGUCCCGAUGAUGCCACAUGCUGUGUGACAAGCAGCGGCGCCUGGGGGUGCUGCCCCAUGCCCCAGGCCUCGUGCUGUGCUGACAAGGUGCACUGCUGUCCCCAUGCCACCGUCUGUGACCUGACCCACGGGCGCUGUGUGUCCCCCAGCGGUGACACUGACGUCCCCCUGAGCACAGCCUUCCCCUCCUGGAAGCGCCAGCCCCCCGCCCCAGUCGCGCUGCGCCAGGUGCUGUGUCCUGAUGGCCGCUCGGCGUGUCCCGACGGGACGAGCUGCUGCCAGCUGUCCCCAACGCAGUAUGGCUGCUGUCCCCUGCAGAACGCCGUGUGCUGCGGUGAUGGGCAGCACUGCUGUCCCCAGGGCACCACCUGCGACCUGAUCCACUCCACCUGCACCUCCCUGGGGGGCUCUGCACCCCUGGCAGCACUGCCCACAGCUCGUGACGUCAAGUGUGAUGAGGAGACGAGCUGUCCCGAUGGGAACACGUGCUGCCGGCUCAGCUCAGGGGCCUGGGGGUGCUGCCCCCUCGAGCAGGCCGUCUGCUGCCCCGACCACGUGCACUGCUGCCCCCAGGGCUACACCUGCGACCCCGAGGGGGGCAGCUGCCUGCAGGGGGGGGGCACCCGCCGGCCCUGGGUGCGCAAGACCCCGGCGCUGCCCCGGGAGGGACAGGUGACCUCGGGGGAUGUCAAAUGUGAUGAAGAGACGAGCUGUCCUGAUGGGAGCACGUGCUGCAGGCUGAGCCUGGGCACCUGGGGGUGCUGCCCCCUCGAGCAGGCCGUCUGCUGCCCCGACCACGUGCACUGCUGCCCCCAGGGCUACACCUGCGACCCCGAGGGGGGCAGCUGCCUGCAGGGGGGGGGCACCCGCCGGCCCUGGGUGCGCAAGACCCCGGCGCUGCCCCGGGAGGGACAGGUGACCUCGGGGGAUGUCAAAUGUGAUGAAGAGACGAGCUGUCCUGAUGGGAGCACGUGCUGCAGGCUGAGCCUGGGCACCUGGGGGUGCUGCCCCCUCGAGCAGGCCGUUUGCUGCGGUGACCACCAGCACUGCUGUCCCCGAGGCUACACCUGCAACGUGGCCACCGAGAGCUGUGAGAAGCUGCUGGCGCCCACCCCACUAGUGCCAACCCCCUCAGCCCCUCGCCAGGCCCCCUCAGCCCCCCACCGGCCACCCCCCGUCCCACUGCGAGCCCCUGGCACCCACCCAGGUGGCCUCGUGCCCUGCGGUGCCAGCGGCUCCUGCCGCGGGGGCCAGCGGUGCUGCCAGGCCCGGGGAGGCUCCUGGGGGUGCUGCCCCUUUGCCCAGGGCUCCUGCUGCUCCGACGGCCGCCACUGCUGCCCCGCAGGGUCCCGGUGCACCGGGGGGGGCUGGGGCUGCAGCCCCCAGCACCCAUACCUGUUCUGAUCUCACUGGGGACACCACCACCACCCCCAAGUGCCACCACCCCAAUAAACGGUUUC